Molecule: messenger RNA, 657 nt
Organism: Lachancea lanzarotensis
Lineage: Eukaryota; Fungi; Ascomycota; Saccharomycetes; Saccharomycetales; Saccharomycetaceae
Gene: EAF5
Product: LALA0S05e01200g1_1
Exons: 1
Coding region: 1-657 (218 amino acids)
Source: RefSeq, a predicted model, not a curated record
AUGGAUGAGAUUAUCGUGUUGCAAACGCUGUAUACACUGCUGGUUCAAAACAAGACCAACCGAGUCUCACUGGUGCGAUUGCAGACGGAGAUCAACGAAAAUGCUUUGAUGAAAAGACUGGUUCCAGCAACAGGGAAAACAGUCGUGUCAGUACACGAAACGCUUGAGCUGAUCAAGAAGCUGUUUCCGAAAAAGACGUCGUUGACAGAGGGACAACUGACUUUUUACAAUUUGAACCUUACAGAGAUGCGAGAACAGUUGUUGGAACGGUAUAGUACCUUGCGAGACGAAUGGGCCACCCGAAUCGCAGAAACAGAGCCUGCGAUUGAAACGCUACUCAAGGAUAAGACGACAUCUCAAAGAACCCGGCUGCUGGUUCUAUGUCGAGACACACUAUUGAACAAAUUCGAAGAACACAGUAGGGCAAGGAUGUAUGCGAAGAGCAUAGGAGGCGAUGGUGUACGAGAGCCCUUGGACUUGGAAGGGAUCCGCAAACGAACACCGGCCAGCAUUUUGGAAUUGCAAGCAUGGUUGCAGAUGUGUGUGGCUAAUGCAACAAUGUGGUAUACAAGCGGAAGUGAAGAAUGGAAGGGUGCAAGGGAGAGUCAAGGUGAGCUGGACGAGACCAUCGGUUUUGUGAGAAGUGUUUUGGAGUGA